Astyanax mexicanus (Mexican tetra) is the source of this 1391-nucleotide messenger RNA. It is a transcript of the gene rimoc1, whose product is annotated as rab7a interacting mon1-ccz1 complex subunit 1. Lineage: Eukaryota; Metazoa; Chordata; Actinopteri; Characiformes; Acestrorhamphidae. The record is from RefSeq and is a predicted model, not a curated record. Bases 52 to 870 code for a protein of 272 amino acids. The transcript has 6 exons. Gene Ontology annotation, biological process: mitophagy.
GCUGUUUAAACCCCCUGACCACGUGACGGUCACGUGAGCGCGCGUGCGGCGAUGGCGGAGCUGCGCGUGCUGGAGAACAGGAUCAGUCACCUGUCGGACAGGUGCGCCGCGCUGCGGGCGGAGACACACGAUGAUGACUAUCUACAGAACGCCUCUUCCAUACUGGAGAAGCUGAGGAACUAUAACACACAGGCGGGAGAGAGCAGCAGUGUGGCAAAGCUGCUUCAGGAUUACACUCAGGUUAUCCUGGACAUCACAUUCUAUGAGGAGAACAGGCUUGUUGAUCAGGAGUUUCCAGAGGACACAUCCCCCUUUAAAAUCCAGCAGCUACUGCAGGACCUGACCGAGCCUGAGGUUUUAGCAGGAAGGCUGGCACCAAACCAAGAGGUGCAGUGUGUGUUGGGUUUGGAGCUGUUGGAGUGUCUGUACUGGCGCCGGGGAGCUCUGCUGUACAUGUACUGUCACACGCUACAUCAGAGAAAGCAGUGGAUCAAACAGAAUAAAGCCACAUUCCUAAAGUGUGUUCAAGAAGGCGUGCGGUACCUGAUGAAGAUGCUGCAGGUGCGGAGCUCUGUGAAACUGAAUGAUGGUGUUGUUUUCCAUGAUUCCACAACUGCAAACUUCCUGUCAGAAGGUAUCUUCUCAGACACACACUUGCUGACAAUGAUGUACAUAGGGGAGAUGUGUUUCUGGGCGGUAAAGUACGAGGACAGCAGUGCUGAUGGUGCGGAGCAGAAGGAAGACCGGCUUCAGUUCCGCGAUAUUGGCGCUCAGAUCCUGAAUAAGUACGUUCUGGCAUGUGAGGGUCCGCUGCAGGGCCAAGGCUGGAACACAGAAAACGCUAAAGAGAUCCUCAGCAUCCUACAGUAAACACAAAGCUCAGCUGUUCCCACAGUUAGUUCAACUACAAAACAGUAAAGUCAUUAAGAAGCACUUAUCUUCCAGCCCGUUACCUGGACAAGCAUUCUGACAGCGGAUUAACCAUUCUGAUGUAAGAUAUAAAUAAAACUAUUUGUUAAAAAAAAAAACAAUAUUCCAGUUCUGGAAAACACCUUUUAUUUAUUUUAGUUUAAUUUAUUUUAAAUUGCGUUUCUACAUGUUCUGAGAAGUGUUUUAGGGCGGGGUGUACAGAUCCGUAUUCACAGCCAUGUUUGAGUACAGAUCUUUUUCUUUUUAAUACCAUAUUUGUAAACUGCAUCUCUUUUGCUCACAUUAAUUAUUAAUGUUGCAUCUUUUCCCCUUUGACCAGCUGUAAUGUUCCCAGAUAUGAACUUUGAUAUUUUGAUAGUACUUUUAAAAAGCUAAACUUUUGGCUUGUAUUAUUUUCCAGUUGUAUUUCAUGCUUUGUUUAUGUCUUCAUUGAAAAUAAAUUUGGUUUAAAAUAUGUUUAA